[Torrubiella] hemipterigena is the source of this 1328-nucleotide messenger RNA. NCBI's taxonomy places the organism in Eukaryota, Fungi, Ascomycota, Sordariomycetes, Hypocreales, Clavicipitaceae. The record is from the annotation of a GenBank genome assembly.
GCCCAGGCUUUUCUCACAAAGAGAAACAUACCAUCAACAAUUCGAAAGGAAACCAAACCAUUAGAGGAGAUCUCAAUCUCUGUGUUUAUAUUUAUAUCAUGUUGUUAAAUGCGAACCCCUCCAAAUGCCAACCACCACUCGAGAUUCCCGGCGGCGUUGUAGCCGUCGAUGUUUCUGUUAUCAACUGCGCUCGCAUCACUAUCCCAAAAUCAAGUCUCGCUGUAUUUGAAAACUCUCACCUCCGAGGCCUCACCAUCCCCUCCUUCUCAUUUCUAAUUCAGCAUCCACCUUCAGGGCGCCGCAUACUUUUUGACCUUGGGAUCCGAAAAGAUUAUCAAAACCUACCCCCUGUCGUCCAGGAAUUCAUAAAACAGACUUCGUGGGAUAUCGAGGUGGAGGAAGAUGUCACUGAUGUCCUGGCUCGGCAAGGGAUUGAACCACGCCAUGUUGGCGCAGUUAUCCUUAGCCAUCACCACUUUGAUCAUGUAGGCGACUUAACCAAGUUUCCACCAACAACCGACUUGAUUGUAGGGCCGGGAUUCAAGGACGCCCAUCUGCCGGGUUUCCCAACCAACGCGGAGUCAACACUAUUGGAUACAACUUUGCAAGGCCGCACAAUCCGCGAGAUUUCCUUCCAAUCUUCUCAUAGUGUUACCAAUAUUGGAGGUUAUGAGGCCUUGGAUUAUUUUGGCGAUGGUAGUUUCUAUCUCCUAAAUAGCCCCGGGCAUACAGUCGGUCACAUAAGCGCUCUUGCUCGCGUCACAACAGGCGGCGAAGACACUUUUGUGCUGAUGGGCGGCGACACAUGUCAUGAUGCUGGCCAACUUAGACCAAAUCCCUAUCAUCCUCUAUCGAAGGAGAUUAUUUCUACACCAUUUUGGCAAGGCUUGACCGGAUGCUGCGUAACAGAGGCCGUUAUUGCAUCUUCAGGGCCUCAGGGAAACAAACCUAUUCUGAAAACGCCUGCCGCUUAUGUGGUUGACCAAGUCGAAGCACAGAGAAGUCUCGAAAGGCUUCAAUAUCUGGACAGCGCUGAGAAUAUACUGGUGAUAAUUUCACACGAUUAUUCGCUCCUCAAACAGAUCUCAACAUUUUCUCAUAGUUUGAAUGAUUGGAAGCAGAGAAGCGUGAAAGAAAAAGUCCGAUGGGGGUUUCUGGAUUCGUUUCGUACCGAGAACAAGCUUUAGCACUAGAAAUAGCCGUGGAUAACAAAUAGAAGUCGCUCAUAACCGUACCUACAUCGCUAGUAAAGACAGUUGAGCACCGUGGUAUGCAGUGGUCACAUCAGAGAGAGUUUUGCAGACAGUGCAACUCAGCGCAGCUCACAC